GUGCCAUUUUGAAUGUUAAAUGUUUGAAUAGAUAUUUUACUGUAACCAUUUGAAAUUAGUUUUUCAAUUCGAUAUAAGGGAGGAAGGAAUCGAAGCCGCAGUGUAAUUAUCACAGGGGCUCAGGGAGGAAGGAAUGGAGUGGCGGCUGAUUGUUGUUUCGUUGGCCGUCAUUUGGGCGGCUUCUCUUUGCAAUUUACUCCUUGAAUCUGGGCAUGGAUCAAAGGCUAAUUUUUUGGAUGAUGGUAGAGUUUCCAUAAAAAGAAACGUCUUGUUGGUUAUUGCACAUCCUGACGAUGAAUCUAUGUUCUUUACUCCAACCAUCAAUCACCUUAUUUCAAAGGGGCACAAUUUGCACAUAUUAUGCAUAUCAACAGGCAAUGCAGAUGGCAUGGGGGAUGCAAGAAAACAAGAACUAUACCUGGCUGCCGCAACCCUUAAGGUAUCUCCGCAUCAAGUAAAGGUCUUGGAUCAUCCAGAUUUGCAGGAUGGUUUUGGCAAAGUUUGGAACUCUGAUUUGUUGGCAAAAAUUAUGAAAGAAGAAGCGGACAACAAUUCAAUUGACGUGGUCAUUAGUUUUGACAGUUAUGGUGUUUCUGGUCAUUGUAAUCACUGUGAUGUGCAUCGAGGUGUACGAAAACUUUUACAGGACGCUUCAUACAAAAAUGUUGAGGCAUGGGAGCUUGUCAGUUCUAAUAUAUUCCGCAAAUACAUCGGACCAAUUGAUGCUUGGCUUUCUCUCUUAUAUGUCAAGCUCCAUCCCAAUGGGAAAGUUCAUUUCUUGAUAAAUGGUCAUCCUCGCAGAAGCUUUGCUGCAAUGGCCCAACACCUGAGCCAAUGGGUUUGGUUUCGUAAGCUGUUUGUAUCCUUCUCUAGCUAUACCUAUGUCAACUCUCUAAAGAAGAUCGAUGUUUAGGCGAUAUUCCUUGCAUUGCAGAUACCUAUUUUCUUAAGGUUGUUUGAAGCAGAGGAGGCGUUGGAAUAGGCGGGCUGUAACACUCCAGCAUGAUGCUGCUGUGUCUGAUGGGAAGAAGUGUGGAGGGCGGCGUUUGCCAUUGCGAAUCUGCUGUUCAUCAGCUGUGCUUGCACCAUUGCUAGCUCUGCUUGAAGAGAUGCCACCUGCAUUCAUUCACCCAACCAACAUACUUGGGUUAACAAAACAGUAAUUCUUGCUCUUCAUUCUAUUUUGAGUAAAUUGGAUUUUUCAUAUCUAGUGUCUACUUGUCAAAUAUUACAAGCCUAUUUCUCAUUUCUUUGGUUCUUUUCAGAGUCAGUCUUUUGUCACUCAUGUUAUAACCUACCUAUUCAGUACAAGGUUAAAAAGGUAAAUUUUCACGCCUCUCAAUUACAUUCCUCCCCUGUCGUCAUAUACGCUUAUGCUUGCAUGGUUAAGGUGUUGCGUUUAGAUUAUGUGGUGUGAUUAAGACGGCGACGUUGAUUUUUGGGUCUACGAUGAAGACGAAGACCAGGCUUAGGAUUCUGAGGGGGUAGUUGAUGAUUGUGGAGGGUUCAAUUGAGAGAAGAGGGUCGGAAGUUACAUUUUUAACCUUUGAAUGUGUAGAUAACAACAUGAGUGACUGACGACGGAUAAGAAUCAAAGAAACGUAGACUAUGCUC
This is a messenger RNA of Cuscuta campestris, 1614 nucleotides long. Lineage: Eukaryota; Viridiplantae; Streptophyta; Magnoliopsida; Solanales; Convolvulaceae. The record is from the annotation of a GenBank genome assembly.